Molecule: messenger RNA, 966 nt
Organism: Dentiscutata erythropus
Lineage: Eukaryota; Fungi; Glomeromycota; Glomeromycetes; Diversisporales; Gigasporaceae
Source: the annotation of a GenBank genome assembly
AUGAGUUUUUCUACUAUUCUUUAUCAAUAUUCUAGUGAAUUGAAUGAAAUUGAAAAUGCUUGGCUCUUUAAUGAUUUAACUCAAGAAAUUUUUGAAAAAGCACAAAGAUAUAAUUAUUCAAAAGAACCAAUUAAUAAUCAAAUUAUAUUUCUUAAAGAUUUAAAAAAUAAAUUAAACAAACAACAAUUUUUAAUUGAAAUCAAUUCAAUCGAACAACUUAAUGAUGAAGAUUAUUUAAAUUCUGGGAAAGAAGCAUCUGAAUUGGCAAAAAAUAAUGAACUACGCAAAGAAAUUAAUCUGAUUAUUCAAGAAAUCACUAAAGAAAAGAGAUAUAUAUUGUGGUUGGACCAACUUUGUUUAACAGAAUUUACAAAUAUUUUUGUAGAUAUUUUAAAUCAUGAUGUCACAUCUGCUCCAUUUGUUAAUGAAGCAAGAAAGAAAUUAUCAAGAGAAAUUGAAGCACAAGCACUUGAAAAUGCCUUCCCUAAUAAGGAUAAAUAUUUAAAAUUUUUAAAUUCAUUGUUAGAUUAUUCUAAUCAUAUUGUAAAUGAAUUUAAAGAACUUGAAAAAAGAUUAACAAAAAAUAGAAGCCAUCCUUAUUAUAUUAAAUUUAAAACAUUUAGAGAUAAAGUUUUAAAUGGUCUUAAACAAGGUUCUGUUAUGAAGGUUCAACAAAUAGAAAAAGCAAUUCAAGAUCUUGAGGAGGAAACAAAAAACUAUUGUUCUAAAUGUAAAAAUUAUUUAAUGGAUGGACAAGAUUUUGAUGAUAAUUCUUUAAAAGAAUCAUCAGGUCUAAUUUUAUCACAAGAUAAUAAUGAUUUUGUAGUUUGUGAUAAGUUAGAAUUCAAAUAUAUAACUAAACAAAAUGGUAUUAUAGAUUUUAAUAAAUUAUCAUUUAGCGAUGAAGAUUUAAAAAUGGAUGAUUCUUCUUUGGAUAAUAGCAAUAAAUUUUGUAAUUAUAUUUAA